CAGUCCGUUGGAGUGCAAGGCUGGCCUGGGCUGAUCUUAUACGUACAGAGAGUGAAUUGAGAUACAUGCAAUAAUCAUAAUCCCGCUUUUUGUCAAAGAGCCGCACCUUUCGUCUGUCACCCGUCCUGUAAACAGUCAAAAUAUUGCCUCAGCCGCAUUGACCCUGAAGAAGAGUACAGAAUCCCACUGGCCUCUCCAGUUGAGAUGAGCAGUCCAGAUGCAGGUUACGCUAGCGACGAUCAGAAUCAGGGAAGGUGUUCUAGGCUGCCCAUGAUUAUGUCGUCAACCACCAUGGCACACUGCCAGUGGGCCGAGGCCACCAGCCCGAUUGGAGAUGGAAACGUGAAAACCGAGCCAGGAGUUGUAGCCUUAUCAAACCCAAGCCGGUCCAAAACUGAGCCGAGGAUUCGUAGACCCAUGAAUGCCUUCAUGGUCUGGGCUAAGGACGAACGCAAACGGCUGGCACAGCAGAACCCAGACUUGCACAACGCAGAGCUCAGCAAAAUGCUUGGUAAAUCGUGGAAAUCACUGUCUCUUGUGGAGAAGCGCCCCUUCGUGGAGGAAGCCGAGAGGUUACGGGUGCAGCACAUGCAAGAUCACCCAAACUACAAGUACAGACCUCGUCGGAGGAAACAGGUGAAGAGGAUUAAACGAUUAGAUGGGGGUCUAAUGAUGGCUAGUAUGACAGCAGAGCAGCAAGGGUCCGGAAUUGUAACCACUGGUGACGAGACCCUCAGCCUCCAGCGCUACCAUCACCACCACCAUGAAACGAGUUAUCAACUGGCCCAUAUGAGCAACCACUACCGCGACCCUCCAGCGUAUGAUAGCUACAGUCUGCCCUGCACUCCGGAGACAUCUCCGUUGGACCUGGGGGAGACGGAUGCAAUGUUUUUUUCUUCACAACUCCAAGAAGAGGACUGUCAUAUGAUGCAUUAUAGCUAUCACCAGCAGCCUGCAACAGACUAUUCUCAGUUAGAUGGACAAACUAGUUCCCUACUACGCAGGCAAAUGUCGCCAGCAGAUACCAUGCAGUUUAACUCCCUGCAGGGUUUGAUGAGUUGCCCUAGUUCGCUGGCUAUGUACUAUGGCCAUAUGCUCCCCACAGGCAACCAUAGAAGUCACCAUCCAUCGCUGCAACAGCAUUCCUGUCAAAAUUCUUCUGCAACCGAGGGUCAGCCAGUUGAUGCAGGAAUGGACCAUAUGCAUCAUGCUGACCUUUUGGGGGACGUGGACCGCAAUGAGUUCGAACAGUAUCUUGUCUCUGCUCCUAAGUCAGAUAUGCAGGGACUACAGUUCGGAGGGCAAGACGUUGGUGAGGGUGGUUUAAUAUCCUCCGUGCUCUCUGACGCUACUACUGCAAUGUACUACUGUAACUAUAGCACAUCAUAAGGGAUGAUUGCCAGUAGUAAUAGCUUCAACUUCUCGUAAAGACAUCGGACUUCUUGACGACUGUUUUUUUUGUUUGCAAUGAUGCAAUAACAGCACCAGGUAGUGCAGGGGUUGUACGAAGUGUUAUCAUGUGAUGACCAGGAAAGUAUUAUACUGUACAGUAUGAAUUAGGAAAUGCAGGCAGUAGUUUUUACUGGGAGGUGCCAGAUACGUUAUUAAUUUUGUAAAUUCUAGUUUAAAUUAUUUAUAUAAUUUAUUCAAAUAGUUUGUAACACACUUUGAGGCGCUGUUCAUAAAAACUCGAUGCAGUUAGCCCAGAUAGUCCACUUCUCUGGUAACAUUUGCUGCAAGAAAGAACCAGUUCAGUUGUCUACCUUAAUAUAACAAGCUUAUUUCAAGCUGGGGUAUCAGUCUUACAGUUAAACAUCAAGUAUUAUGUUUUUAAAAGUAAGAGGAUGGUAUACUGGUUAAGGUAUUUACCUUAGAAACAUAAGUUGUCGGGUUUAACCCUUACGUAGGGUAAUUGGCUAGGCUUUCAAGGGAAAUCUGAUAGUAACUUAUGAGUCUUAGCAUUGUGUUACCGUUUUAAAGUGCCUCUUGCAGGUGUACUUAACCGUACAUCCAAGUUUUAUACAUGAAUUGCUGGUGUUUGUAAAAAUCAUUGUAAAUAUAUGUAUUUUAUAAAUAUAUUUUGUAUGUUUUGCACUUUUGAAAAUAAAUGAAGGAAGAGUUUUAAAAUC
This is a messenger RNA of Protopterus annectens (West African lungfish), 2129 nucleotides long. It is a transcript of the gene SOX17, whose product is annotated as SRY-box transcription factor 17. Bases 205 to 1389 code for a protein of 394 amino acids. Lineage: Eukaryota; Metazoa; Chordata; Ceratodontiformes; Protopteridae. Gene Ontology annotation, molecular function: RNA polymerase II cis-regulatory region sequence-specific DNA binding; DNA-binding transcription activator activity, RNA polymerase II-specific. Gene Ontology annotation, biological process: positive regulation of transcription by RNA polymerase II; anatomical structure morphogenesis; angiogenesis. The record is from RefSeq and is a predicted model, not a curated record. The transcript is spliced from 2 exons.